This is a messenger RNA of Carica papaya (papaya), 2192 nucleotides long. RefSeq names its product pentatricopeptide repeat-containing protein At3g26630, chloroplastic-like. Gene Ontology annotation, biological process: RNA modification. Lineage: Eukaryota; Viridiplantae; Streptophyta; Magnoliopsida; Brassicales; Caricaceae. Gene Ontology annotation, molecular function: protein binding; RNA binding. The record is from RefSeq and is a predicted model, not a curated record.
UCUCAAUCUCAUCUUCCUCGACCUUUUCAAUCACCUUGCUCGACCUCCUGCUUACCAAUUUCUCAUCUCUCUCACUCGACCAGUAGCACCAGAGGAGCAUCUCUUCUUUUUUCGAAAACCCCAAGUCCAGCACCAUCUUCUCCUUCCCUCCGUCUCUCCCAUCUGCUUCAGGAAAUGAAAAGAAGCCGCAGCCUUUGACGCGGGAAUUAUGGAAGCGGAGACUCACCAUUUCCCAUAAAAUUUUCUGUUAAUAUCUCGAGAAUAAGCAAAAAUAUCAGGGAUGUUCUAGACUUGCAGAAACGAAUCGACGUCGUUUCUGGGAACCGAUACGGCAGCAAUGUAUUUAAAUUGACGGGUAGCAUACCAGCAGAGUUAUCUUGCAAAAUACUGCAACUUUUUUGGGCUUUAGAAGAACACAAUCUAUGCUGGCAUGUCUUCCUUGCUAUCAUGAUCCACUUCCCUGGAAAUCUCCAUCCCGCAUAGCAUGUUCUGCCUCUAGACUACUGUUUGAUUCCCAAGAAGCUCUCCUCUGGUUUCAGAAAUGCUCCAGUUGCAGUCAUCUGAAGCAGAUUCAUGCUAAGAUCAUUCGCCAUGGACUCUUUCAUGAUCAGUUGCUUGUUAGGAAACUGCUUCACCUUUGUUCUUCUUAUGGGAAAAUGGAUUAUGCAACUCUUGUGUUCCACCAACUCCACCAACCAUCCACCUUUAGUUGGAAUCUUAUGAUAAGGGCCUUUACCACCAAUGCCAAACCCCUACAAGCUCUUCUUUUCUAUAAUCUCAUGAUCUGCCAGAGCUUCCAGCCUGAUAAGUUUUCUUUCCCCUUUGUUUUAAAAGCUUGUGUGGCCUUAUCUAACCUUAAUAAAGGGAAAGAAGUCCAUGCAUUGGCUAUCAAAACUGGUUUGUUCCGAGAUACUUUUCUGCAGAACACUCUCAUGGAUCUCUAUUUCAAGUCCGGAGAUCUAGACUCUGGGUUUAAAGUAUUUCAGAAAAUGCGUGUUACAAAUGUGGUUUCAUGGACUACUGUGAUUACCGGGCUUCUUGCAUGCGGAGAACUGGGUGCUGCCCGUCAAACCUUUGAGCAAAUGCCGGUGAGAAAUGUUGUUUCCUGGACCGUAAUGAUUGGUGGUUAUGUUAGAAAUCAAGACCCUCAGGAGGCAUUUGAAUUGUUUCAAAGAAUGCUGCUCAAUAAUGUGAGGCCAAAUGAAUUUACACUUGUUAGUUUGUUGAAAGCUUGUGCUGAACUGGGAAGUCUGGAUUUGGGUCGCUGGAUCCACGACUUUGCUCUCAAGAAUGGGUUUAAACUUGGGGUUUACCUUGGAACAGCUCUUGUUGACAUGUAUAGCAAAUGUGGCAGUUUGCAGGAUGCCAAACAAGUGUUUGAGAAAAUGGAAAGAAAGAGUUUGGCCACUUGGAAUGCAAUGAUCACCAGCUUGGGAAUCCACGGAUGUGGAAAGGAAGCACUUGAUCUGUUUGCUCAGAUGGAAAGGGCAAACGAAAAACCAGAUGCAAUCACUUUCGUCGGUGUUUUAUCUGCUUGUGUACAUAUAAACGACGUAGAUGAGGGUUUUAGAUAUUACAGAUAUAUGAUAGAGCAUCAUGGAAUUGAACCUAUUUUAGAACAUUACACCUGCAUGCUAGAACUAUGUAAUCGUGCCAGCAUGCCAGAUGGGGAUUAUAGACCAAUGAAUUCUUUGCGAUCAAAGCUGAAAGAAACCGUUGCUAACGCAGAAGAUCUCUGACCAUCAAUGGGGGAAUUACACAAGUCAAGAUUUUUUGGGAAAGGAUGCACAGUUCAAGAUUCAAGCUUACAUGCUUCAUGUUCGAUGUGGGUUGUAUUCAACUGAAGCUCUCUGUAUGAUUAAAGCUCUAUGCAAUGGCAAAAAGUAAGUUCCAAUGAUGGAGCAAAUGCUGGCCUUCCCUUCUCUAGUGUAAAUCUCUCUUGACGUGUAUAUGAAAUGAAUUUGAGCGAGUCCCCCAGCUUGUAGUUUUCUGAGUUCUGAAGCUCUGGAAAGAGAUCACUUGGUCUAUUUUUUGUUUCUUCCAGGACAAGAAGAAAGGUGCCAAGGCCAUUUUUGUUCCUUAUCUUUGUGGCCUGGUUAAUGUCCAUCCCUGCAAGUGAUUUCACAUGAUCUGACUUGUGAAUCAACAAUCUUUUAUUUUUUCAAGUGGAUUUGGAUACUGAUCAUGAUCAA